CUUAAAAAUUUAGACGGAGAAGGGUGACAUUGCAUGGUGCAUCAUGUUAGGUUUAACACGACAAGUAAUUACAACAUCAGAGAGACAACUUGCUAGCCUAAUCAGAGGGAAUAUUCCAAUAUCUGCUACAGCAAUAAAAAAUCCACUGCAAUGUAGCAAGGCAAUCCACAGUAGUGCUGUGUUCCAGGCUGAGUUUGACAGAGACCCAUUUCCAGAACAGGGACGUUUUAAAGUAGUAAAGCAAAAUUGGCUGCGUAACAAUGAUGUUGUUUUUCCUCCUCAGCAACCAGGAGAACCUCGUCGACCAGCAUAUGUAUGUCAUGCCAGAAAGAGAAUCUCAUAUUCGCAGUCAAAGAUGUGGUAUACAGCAGGAAUGAUCCGUGGGAUGACGAUAGACGAAGCCAUGAAACAACUUGCCUUCAGCCCACAUAAAGGAGCACAUAUAGUACUGGAGGUACUGAAAGAAGCACAGCAAAUGGCUGUUGAAGACCAUAAUGUAGAGUUCAAAUCUAAUCUAUGGAUUGAGGAAUCCUUUGUAAAUGUAGGAGAGGGAGUGUUGCGUUACGCUGGAAGUAAGAUUCAUAGACCACGUAUGUGCAACUAUUAUGUACGCCUGUCAGAAGGAAAACCACCCAAACAUUACUAUGAACCAGAAAAGACAGGUUAUCAAAAAAUGCAAGAGUAUAUCAAAAACCAACGAGCAAGAAAAGUCAAGUGGUCACUCUAAUAAAACAUUUAUAAACAA
This is a messenger RNA of Ylistrum balloti, 745 nucleotides long. RefSeq names its product large ribosomal subunit protein uL22m-like. Gene Ontology annotation, biological process: translation; ribosome assembly. NCBI's taxonomy places the organism in Eukaryota, Metazoa, Mollusca, Bivalvia, Pectinida, Pectinidae. The coding region runs from base 44 to 727 and encodes 227 amino acids. The transcript has 6 exons. The record is from RefSeq and is a predicted model, not a curated record. Gene Ontology annotation, cellular component: ribosome; mitochondrial large ribosomal subunit. Gene Ontology annotation, molecular function: structural constituent of ribosome.